This is a messenger RNA of Ostrea edulis (European flat oyster), 3451 nucleotides long. RefSeq lists its product as uncharacterized. Gene Ontology annotation, molecular function: protein binding; serine-type endopeptidase activity. Bases 448 to 3321 code for a protein of 957 amino acids. The transcript is spliced from 14 exons. The record is from RefSeq and is a predicted model, not a curated record. NCBI's taxonomy places the organism in Eukaryota, Metazoa, Mollusca, Bivalvia, Ostreida, Ostreidae.
CCGGUUUAAGGAGCAACAUUGACAUCACAAAACCAAAAUUCACCUGUGUGGUUUUUCUUUCUUUCUAUAAAUGGAAAUAUUGGUGAUAUCGUUGAAAUAAAUCUGACAAUUGUGGGAGGAUGGUCAGCUGAACAAUUGUUGACUUUGAUAGCACUACUCUGAACUUAAUAGAAAAUCUAGUGGGGAUGGACUUAUGAAAGAGGGCGUUAUCGUGCACUUAUCAUUUAAGGAUAACUCGCACCUGCUCAGCUUUUCACCUUAAGGAAGUCUUGCAAUGAAAAUUACGUUGACAUGGUUGAAAUUAAGCAUUAUACUUGAUGUGUUCAUUUGACACCCGGCAUGUCUAGGGUUAGGAUGUUUAAAACUUGUAGCGGUGCUGCGGAACUCGGAAUAGGCUUCAUCAGUAUUACUUGUGAUUGUAAUGAGUGAGAAUGAGAAUUAAAUGCCAUGAAUAUGCGAUGGUUCAUCCUCGUUUGUGUCGUUCAUUGUAUUCAAUUUACAACCGGCUCUCCGCCUUCUUCACCCGUCAACGUUCACGCUGUCUACAGGAACUCUUCCUUCAUCAUCACGUGGGAUGUCCCUCCACUAACUUACGGAACUAUCACUGAAUACGUGUUAUAUGCGAUCAUUUUACCUGAAACCCGUCAAACUAUUUAUAGAUCAGACAUCCCAAUGAUCAUCAUUGAUGCGGCUUCACAUACUGACAAAAUGUUCCGUAUAACUGUAGCAGCUGAAAACAAAGACGGUCUCAGUGAACCAUCCAAACCUUUCUACAUCCGCUCACCUUGUGGAAGAAAACGUACUAUUAAACCAGGGUCACGGGUAAACAUUUCCUCACCAGAUUUCUCAAACCAUGUAGAAAAAGGAGUGCAAUGUCAGUGGGAAAUUGAUACAAACUACACACACGUUUUACAAUUUCACUUUCUUCACAUUGAUCUUGGAGAGGACUCGGACCCAACAGCCAAUGCUUGCAGUGAUUCUUUUAUAUCAGUAACUAGCGAAGGAAAUUCACAUGAAAAGAUUUGCAGAGAGAGGUCAGACUUUGUUGGCAGUUCCAUGGAAAAGGUUUCAUAUUUCAGUGGAAUCAAGAACAACAAUAACACAGGAUUUCGAAUACUAAUAUCAACGAAAGUAAAAGCACCAGGACCCCCUACAAAUAUUACGAUGACGUCAUUUAGAACGGGUGUGUUCAUAAGAUGGUCUCCACCGAGUGGUCGAUAUUUACCUUUGACGUCGUAUACUUUGAGGUAUCGUCUGUCAAAUUACAGAAGAGAGAUAGUGCUUUCCUCGAGAACUCCAUGGUUUAGCAUUGAUACUCGUAACUUUCGAGGGCAGCUUCUUUUGAUCUCUAUAUACGCUAACAUCAGUAACAUAAAGGGAAGAGAGACCAGAGACCUAUACUUCAGGGCGCCAUGCCAUGAGAUUUAUAGAUUACCGGAAUCACGAGAGUUACAAAUAGUAUCUCCCGGAUAUCCAAGUUCGUACUCACCGGGUGUUAGCUGUACCUGGGAAAUAGAAAAUGUCGACUCUUGUAACAUAACGAUUACAGUAGUCAGUAUAGACAUAGAGGACACCUUGUCGUGUAGUGGGGAUUAUCUCUCUAUCUCUGUCGGGGGAUCUUCUAGAUUAUGUGGAGUUACUGAUAGACCGUCAACAAUUAAUACAAAAGAAAAUAAUGUGAAAAUUGCAUUUGUGUCUGAUUACAAAAAUCAGGGAAGAGGAUUUAUGAUUAAAGUGAAAAAACAUGCAGCAGUACAAUCUACGAUAACACCGAUGAAGACUUCAAUGACCACAACGAAGACACCAAUGUCCAAGUAUACUAUCACAUCGACCGAUUUCAGGUCCAUUACGACACAUGGAAGAAGUUACUCUCCCACAAUUGUCGUAACAAACAAUGUAGUUACUGAAGCAACCGACAAUAUUCCUUCUCAUACAAAUACACCCGGUGCACAGACAACAGAAAGUGUAAAGGGAUCAGCAGAUUUAGUUUCAGGAACAUCAGAUUCAUCUACAACAAAUGUUCAUUCGUCAUAUUCUACUGUAGCAUCAUUCAAGACAAUUCUAUUUACCGGUGAACUUUUUAGAAACUUGAGUUACACAACUCAAGUGCCAAUAUCACUACUUAAACCAUCCAAUCAUAUGUCAUUCAAAGACAACGACAAACCUGUAUCAUCAUCAUCGUCAUCAUCAUCAAUUCAUAUUAAAAAAUCCUCCACUUCGAGUACAACAGUGCCAUCAACAAUCGUACCCAUAUUCAAUAUGCUGUCAUCGCCAUCUUUGUCAACUGCAUCAAUUUCAAUGGCGUCUCACAUGCCUGAGCAGACGCCAACACAGAUAUCGUCAUCAUCACAUAAUUCCCCUUCUGAGAUUAAUGAAAGGAGCAUGGAAAAUGCUGUGCAUAAUGUGUCUUUGAAUCUAGAAUUCAUGAACAGAAAAAGAAAACGUCGUAUUUCCAUUUCGAACAACACUUUAUUAUCUCUUCAUGACAAGCUGUAUCAUGUUUUCAAUAAUCCCUUUGGUAUUCUCGUGGAUCUGGAGCUUAAACUCACUGAAAUAGAACAUCGUUCUGUGAAUGUGUUGCUGAUUUUAAUGUACAGCGUUCCAAAGCUUCUUAUACAAAUGAAAAUGGAUACCAAUUUCCGUCUGAUAAAGUUCAUCAAUGAAACUGUUUUUGCAAAUAUAUCAAAUGAAUGUAUAUCGUCUGGAAAUUGGAAGCUUAAUUUUGUGAAGUUUUCCCAGUUUCGUACAAUGAAAACGUUUUAUAACCAGGAGAUUACAUCGCCAUGUAAGCUCGUUAGCGGAUAUUGUAACAAUGAUACCGCCUGCACUAUAGAUAAAUCCGCACAAUUUGGCAUAAUCUGUCUAAGAAAAACCUUCACCAACGAUUCAUCCAUAAAACCAAAAGUUCUGAACCAUGAUAUGACGUAUGUGAUAGUAGGAAGUUCUGUAGCAGCAGCAGUCAUCAUCAUACUUGUCCUGGUAUUCAUUCUCCGUCAGAAAUGUCCCAGACGACACAUUCGGGUAACAGCCAGUUCAAACAUUGGUCAACAACCUUUUAAUGAUAUCCUUCUACACAGCCGGUACAUUGGUGACAAAAACGUGGUGUUUACUGCCUUCUCAUCCAACGACCUGAAAAACUACAGGAAAAAGAGAAAAGGAAUAAUCAGCUCCUCUCUUCCAACGAAAUCCAUCAAAGGAUAUGACAGAAAUGGUGCUACGAUAGAGGACAAACUUAAACAACUGAGGUUUAUUGAAGACCAAAGGGAGCUCAAGAAGCGACUCAAGGUCAAAUACUGCUCUCGGAGAACAAACAGUUUGUGAUACACUUGCAUAUACGUGCUGAAGGCUGGACUUUCACAAAUACGUUUCAAAAUAUUAGACGAUACUGAUGUUUAUAUUCACAAUUUGUGUGAUGUAUAACGAUAUUUUCUAAUUAAAUUGUCUUCAUUUG